Molecule: messenger RNA, 2577 nt
Organism: Mesocricetus auratus (golden hamster)
Lineage: Eukaryota; Metazoa; Chordata; Mammalia; Rodentia; Cricetidae
Gene: Leprotl1
Product: leptin receptor overlapping transcript like 1
Exons: 4
Coding region: 130-525 (131 amino acids)
Biological process (GO): late endosome to vacuole transport via multivesicular body sorting pathway; negative regulation of growth hormone receptor signaling pathway
Cellular component (GO): endosome
Source: RefSeq, a predicted model, not a curated record
CCCGCGCGAGCGCGAGCCUCAGGCGGAAGUGCUGCGUCGUGCACUUCCGGGUGUUGUCUGGCCGCCGUCGCGCGUCUCGGGUCUCCCGGCCACCGCCCGGGUCGUGGAGGCAGGAGCGACGUCACCGCCAUGGCGGGCAUCAAAGCUCUAAUUAGCUUGUCAUUUGGAGGAGCAAUUGGCCUGAUGUUUUUGAUGCUUGGAUGCGCCCUUCCAAUAUACAACCAAUACUGGCCCUUGUUUGUUCUGUUUUUUUAUGUCCUUUCGCCCAUCCCAUACUGCAUAGCAAGAAGACUAGUGGAUGACACGGAUGCCAUGAGCAAUGCUUGUAAGGAGCUCGCCAUAUUCCUCACGACCGGCAUUGUUGUCUCAGCGUUUGGACUCCCUGUUGUGUUUGCCAGAGCACAUCUGAUUGAGUGGGGAGCGUGCGCACUGGUUCUCACAGGAAACACAGUCAUCUUUGCAACUAUCCUGGGCUUCUUCUUGGUCUUUGGGAGCAACGAUGACUUCAGCUGGCAGCAGUGGUGAAAGCAGCUGCUGAGCUGUCGCCACAUGGACUUCUGUCGUCUGCUGGCCGCCCAUGCGCAGCAGACGGGGACCGUGAUGCUGAGUUGUGUAGCGAGCUCCUUCGGGUGUCCCAACCACUCCCUUCUCACUAUUGUACGCCUACUGUUUCCACGGGGACUUGAUGAGGAUUAAAAGGAUUUUUCUCUUCUGGAAAAGCUUGACUGGUUUCCCACGUCUCUAGACUGCUUUCUGUGGUGUCCUGCUGAAUCUAAAAUACUCACCUGUUUUCCCUGGUCAGUUGUUUUUAAAUCAGUAUGCAAUGUUAAACAUUUAAAAAAUGUAAUGACCAUUUGCAUUGGUUUAGAAAUUCAGAACUUCUGGCUGUAUUAUGGGCUAAAGUACAUAUUUUCUCUAAAAAUCAUUUAACCUCCAUUAUAAUAUAUAUAUAUGUAUGUAAGUUUUUUCAGUCAGGAUGAUAUCAUUCCCAGGUGAAUGCAAACAUUCAGAUUGUUGACAUACCUUAUACACUAUUUACUCAGUGCAAAAUAGCCGCAUUUAUACCUCAGGGGGGGGCCAAGUCAUACUGCCCAUGCCCUCUAUAAGGGUUACUGGUUUUACUAGUGGACAGGUGUUCUGUGAACUGAAAAUUAUUUUAUGGAAUUGCUACAGAAGAGUGCUCUUCUCUUCGAUUGUUAGAAUUUAUGUUAAACUUUAAGGUACAAGUGAAAAAACACAUCUGGGGAUACAGUUUAUAUUUGUGUUUGUUGCCAUCAAAGCAAGUGAGAAGAAGCGAGGCUGAAAUCCCCGGUUUGAGUGCCGCUUCCAUUUCUAAGUGAUGAGUCUGAGCUUCGUUGGCCUCCUGUGGUUCAGAGGGUGCCGCAGACAAGCAUGGGACAGUUAUGUGUUUGCAUUGUAGAUAAUCAAAACUUUUCCCCUGCUUCCUCAUUUUAACUUAUUUUGUACAUUGUAUAUAUUAAGUCAGAGAACUUUUCAAAUAUAGUUUAAUAGCAUUUAGAAAUGUUUGACUACUAGGAAAAACUGAUUGCUAUGCCAUACAUUCAGAGUGCCCCUCCCCCUCGAGGCCUUGACUCGAUUCACAAGUGACUUGUUAGUCUUGCAGGUAAUCCAGGGACAGAGAUUUGUAGGACUUGGACUAUGAUAGGAGCGGUCUCCUGGGAUUAGAGCGUGUGUAUUUCAAAACCACUUGAGACAGGCUUCCUGGUGCCUCCUGAUUGAGGUGUGGUUUCAUCAUGACAGAUCUGCUGUUGUAAAGGUAGUUGUUGUAUGAAUUAAUUCAGAGCUGUAUCACAGCUUCAAACUCAAACUCGACCACAAACUUUCCCAAGUGGCCAGGCUUGACCAAACCGUAGCAGUUAUUCGAAUCUCCAAUUCUCAGUCCUUAAUUCAAGAGCUGGUUAUGAAAAAUGUUCACAUUGAUCCAACAGUAUUUUGUGAAGACAUUUGUAUGUUUCUUCAGUCUGCUUAUAUAAAAAGAAGUGUUCUGCCUUUAGCUGAAAAUGAGUAACCAUGACAACUGUCUUUUGUUGUUUUCUAGAGUUCUAUUUCUCAACAACAACAGCAACAAAAUGGGAACAUAGAUGACAUUUGUUCAGCUUUUUACUAAAGAUGCCUAAAGCUGCAGUGUUUCUUUUGUUUUGUGUGACCUGACCAAUGUUUGAUUUCCUGUGGCUGUGAGGUGGGAAGCCAUGUGAAACAUACCGUGCUGUCUGUGGGUUAGACCAGACGGGGCUCACUGAGGGAUGCUGGUGGAGGGGGUGGUGUGUACACGUGUCAGAACUCUGCCUUCGUCAGGAUGGAGCGGAGGCUCCCUCUCAGGUCCUUCCCCAUUUUCCGUCCCUUCACACGUGCAGUGUGUGCGCUCGGCCAUAGACUCCUUUCUAAAGCUGCAUAUGCUUUCUGGGUCUGACGAGGACACUGGCUUGACAGUCCCCACCGAUGGUUUCUAGGCUACUUGCUUAAAAGUUUUCGUGAAGAUGCACCAAGACAUGGCCAUUCUGCUGUGGAGAGAGAAAGGAAACUUUUGAUGAUGAAACAAUAAAGAUUUUAAAUAUC